Anopheles darlingi is the source of this 1207-nucleotide messenger RNA. RefSeq names its product protein flightless-1-like. The transcript has 2 exons. Gene Ontology annotation, cellular component: extracellular matrix. Gene Ontology annotation, molecular function: protein binding. Lineage: Eukaryota; Metazoa; Arthropoda; Insecta; Diptera; Culicidae. The record is from RefSeq and is a predicted model, not a curated record. Bases 142 to 1182 code for a protein of 346 amino acids.
AACAUCGUGUAUGCAAAGAUGUUUGACCUUCGACUUUUUCGUCGCAUCAUACGCCUGCUCUUAUCAGUAUUUCGUUGAGCUAACCGUUCAGAUGAACAUCGUUACUUGUCCAGUGAGGAUCAUACUUAGCAUCAUUGCAUCAUGGCAUACAGCGUUUGCGCUUCCAUGUUCGUGUUCUGGGUUUUCCUGAUUUCGCUUGCUUCUAGUGCCCGGGUAUAUGAUUGCGAACCCGGCACUGAACCGACUCUGUGCAUCGUCAAUAACCUGGUGUACACUCCGGAACAGGACCCGUUACCGCUAGUGAAUCGGUCGGACACUGUGAAACGUGUUCAGCUGAACUACGAACGCUUUCACUAUCAGCAGAAGGCUCUUUUAAAUGUGUACGAUGUGGUGCUACAUGAGACUGUACUCCGCAGUCCGCCGAACGUCGCUGUCAUCAACUACCAACUGCAUACUCUUGUGAUGCCGCGUGAUCUUGAAGUCGGCGAUUUCUUGAACAAUAUAAUCAAAGUGGUGGAUACUGAUCCAGCGCAAUCAUACAAUCUACGCUAUCUGGACCUCUCGCAUAACAGUUUGGAUGAUUUGAGGAAUCUGUCCGUGCUAGUGAAUCUGCAAACAUUGAGGCUAGAGCGAAAUGAAAUUGUCGAGAUAAAACCGGAAACGUUCGCCAGGAUGAUCAACCUUUCAAUACUGACCCUUGGAUACAACCAUAUUGUGAAGAUUGAUCUGAAGGUGCUACCGAAACGAUUAAUCAUGCUUUCUCUGAGAAGAAACAGCUUGACGGAGAUCGUUUUCGGGUCCGUUUCUUUCGUCUCCAUGCGUGAGCUGGAUCUUGAGAGUAAUCAAUUGACAGCGAUUGAUGUGGCCAGUAUGAUGCGAGCAUGUCCCUCGCUGCAACUGCUUCCGAUCGAGUUCAAUCCAAUAUCGAAGGAUGAGGCACAACGAAUUAUCACGGAACUGGACCAACACAACGUGUCCUAUUAUAUCGAUGGUGGCAAUGCCAAUGAUUUGGAUAGCUCCUGCGACUCGGACGAGUAUCAGAUUGAUCGAAUGUGUUUCAGUACAUCUGUCCUGGGACCAAAAACCUUCUUGAAAGCAUUCGUACUCAUCCUGGUGGGUAUAGUGUUACUCGGUUUGUUUGGGUUGAGCGCACGCUGGAUAUGGCAUGAAAUGCGAUAUUGAUAAGGCCCCAUUUGGCGAUUUCCUG